Lolium perenne is the source of this 504-nucleotide messenger RNA. Lineage: Eukaryota; Viridiplantae; Streptophyta; Magnoliopsida; Poales; Poaceae. The record is from RefSeq and is a predicted model, not a curated record.
AUGGUAUGCUGGGUCACCGCAGAGGAGGAUUUCACUUCCCCUCCAGAUUUUGAAGACACCGGCGCUAGCAACACCGGCGCCGGUAACGAAGAAGCGGAGCGGGCGGAACCUCCGGUUCGCCCUACUCCAAAGAAGAAGAAGAAGAAGGCCACCGCCUCUCCCACUAAGUCCGUGCCGGAAACUCCUGCGCCGGCAAGCCCACCACCGGCUAAGGGAACACCGGAAGCUCCUGCGCCAUCCAAGGACGCACCGCCAUCUCCUCCGGCACCUCCAUCUGGUGAACCUGCGGCCGCCAAGCCAGCUCGUCCAGAAGGCGCCAAUCUUACCGCUCAGCAGCUUGCUGCAGUGGUCACAGCGGCGACCUCGCCUCCUUCCGACUCGCAGACACUAGUGUUGCAUGCCAGUCGUGCCGCCGUUGCGGCCAGCGAGAAGGCCUCAGCUCAGCUGGGCCGGAUCGCUGAGCUCAACUGCGGUGAGGUCAACUUGGUCCCGCUGCUGGAGUAG